GUAUGUUAUGCCCACCACCACCGCCCACCAAAUCGUCCGCCGUCUUCUCAUGUCAGACGCUGCGGAAGCUUCCCGCGUUGCCUGUGCUGGAGAGCUGCGGUCCGGGGAGGCGCGGGUGCGGAGAUCGGAGCGGAAAUGCGUUUCGCGCGGGUAGGAAAGGGAGUCGCGGGUUCGAAUUGCAGAGGGGACCAGUAUUGAGCUCGCACACGGCGACUCGGCACGGGCCAGCACCUCAGCUUCCAGACCGCCCGCGCACGCGCGGGCCAAACUCUAGAUUUCAACCCGCUGCACCAACCAGCAGAUACUCACCUCCUCAGCAACAUGCUCAACUUCAUCAAUCCCGCAGACCUCCACGGUCCCAUCGUGUUCGGUACCGACUGUGGCGAGUGCCACGAUGGCGGCCACGACAGCGCACACUGCGUCAAGACCAACGUCAACAAGAUGCUCAACGGACAGCCCUUCGUGGAUCCACCCUUCGGCCACCAGGGGCAGGUCGCACCGCCCGACAAGCUGCACAGGUCAGGAGAUGGUGUCUUCAGCUCAAGAAAAGUGUGGCAUGGGUGUGUAUGUGUGUGUGUGUCGGGUCUGUGUGUGUGUGUGUGUGUGUGUGUCGAUGCAGCCAGACGUUCGUCCAGUCCAUCCACGCCGACGAGGGUUUCAAGAUGACCGAGGACUCCGAGGAGAAGCGGUCGAAGAUCUUGUCCAAGCUCGCUUGAGCUCGCAAAAAGUGACGCGGAAAAAAUCACGUGAGUCAGGGGGUAGAUGUGACUGACCAGGGGCCGGCGAGUGUCCAUCAAUCACUUCCUGCGUUCGUGGCUUCAGAUCAGAGCCUGUCUGAGGUUGGAGGGGACACUCAACGUGCUGGCUGGUGGAACCACCCUGAUACUCUUGGUGAGGUCAGCCCAACGCCACGCAGAGAAAGGACCAGCCACCACAUAUACUGUUGUUCGCGUUCGGUCGCUCUGUUCCGUUUGUGCACCUCCCUCCUAGGCGCAGCCAUGCAGGAAGACGUGGGCAGCCACUGCUCGUUCGCCUACUGCAAACAGCUCGACUUCCUGCCCUUCCUCUGCAACGGAUGCGGACGGCUCUUCUGCAGGAUUCACAGAAGGUAAGCAGACACAAACCCCUUUCAAACCGUCGUCGCCAUAUAUUUGAUGUGUCCGUCUGGUCGAUGUGUUCAGGCCGGAUGACCACAAGUGCAGCGCUGCCUCGACAGCCAUCGCGGAGGAGACCGUCAUCUGCCGCAGAUGCCGGCGGUGCAUUCGAGUCCCGGCCACCAUGACCCCUGACGAGGCACUGGAGCAACACCAGGCAAAAGACUGCCCGGGCGAGAGAGUCGCCAGCGUGUGUGCGGUCAGCGGCUGCUCGGCCCCUGUGAAGGUCUUUACGACCUGCCCCAGCUGCAACAGAGUGGUGUGCAUCAAGCACAGGUUUCCUGAUGACCACGACUGCCCGGCUGCCACGAAGGUCAAGCCGACUGGUGGUGCUGCACCACAGAGGAAACAGGGUGCUCCAAAGGCAGCGGCAUCGGCACCGUCUGCCAGCAGCGGUCAGCCCAAGAAACAAGUCAGCGACAAGCACCGGGCUCUGGCGAACAAGGUUGAGCGGAUGAAGGUCAAGCAGAAGGCGACCGGCGACGCGGCCAUACCGUCGCAUCACAGGAUCGCGGUCAGGGUCCUCACCUCCCCCUCUGUGUCUGUGCCGGCCGCCACCGGCAAGGGUCCCUUCUUCGUGUGGCUGGACGGCAGCAAGACCAUCGGGUAUAACCUCGAUUAUAUCUGCUUGCGGCUGAAGGUGAGGAACCCCAACGCUGAUGGGGGCGGCCACCAGCGGCUGGUGGUGCUGCAUGGGGAUGCGGCUGACAAAGGGGAGGAGCUGCUGGAGAGGUAUGUCGGCGGGGACGAGUCGGCUGUGUGUGUGCUGUCGGGUUUGUGCAGUGAGGGGGUUGAGAGCGGGGAUGUCAUUGUGCUGCAUUUGGUGACGACAUGAUUGAUGUACGUUGAGUGAGUGAAGGGAAUGGGGUGAUUGGAUGAGUGAGUGUAUUGAGUGGCUUAUGGACAGGAC
Molecule: messenger RNA, 2064 nt
Organism: Vitrella brassicaformis
Lineage: Eukaryota; Vitrellaceae
Source: the annotation of a GenBank genome assembly